AUGAUAACACACACGGCGACCCUCCUAUCUAGCCUGUUCGCCCACCGCGGCCCCAAGACGGCCCACGCCACGCUGUCGCACCUGUCGCUAGCAACGCUAGGUUGA
Geosmithia morbida is the source of this 105-nucleotide messenger RNA. RefSeq lists its product as uncharacterized. The transcript is spliced from 2 exons. The record is from RefSeq and is a predicted model, not a curated record. Lineage: Eukaryota; Fungi; Ascomycota; Sordariomycetes; Hypocreales; Bionectriaceae. Bases 1 to 105 code for a protein of 34 amino acids.